CUUUUAUGAGAUAUAUAUAUAUAUAUACUCCUAAAUAAAAGAAGCAACAUAAACGAUAGUAAGACAGAGAAACUCAUUAUAAAAGAAACGAUCGACGAGUAAUAGGAGCAGAAGGAACAAGAACAGUGCCGGUAGACAGCUGUAGGAGACGCACACGGCCCUGAUUUUCGCGAAACACCCAAGGAAGCGCACCAAGCCGAACGAAGCACCAAAGCUUUGUUAGCGCGUUGCAUGCGUUUUCAAACACUUCCCGGUCCACGGUGUUACGCAAUAUUCCACAACCAUCGAAAUCGCGUUGUGUGCGUAAACAGACACGAGAGAAUGCACAUUUUCGCAAUUACACGUCGAGCUGCCGAAAGAAUUACCGCGCUAUCCGCCGAAGAUAGUGGAAAAUGCGAAAAACAUACUCGCACUGUACGGAGGUACAAGGCAAACUAUUGGAUUUUGUAUGGCAAACAAGGAACCGAUUGGCCGCCUAGCGGGACGGGGAAAGUCGACAAAUCGAAUGGUGGGGGAUAUCGAAGAAGAGUAGGAGCACUCGUACAGGAGCGUAUCAUUGGGUACACAGCAAGUGCACUUCUUCGAGCCGUUAUAGAAGUACUUCUGCCCCUUCGCUAACGCUCCCUUUUCAUCUUUGCCACUCCUCUUUCGUUCUUUACCCUUUCUUUUAUAGAUUUACCCCCUAAAGAUUGCGUAGCCUUGAAAUAUGCAUGUCCAACUUAUUUUUAGGCAAUUUAACAAAUUUAACGUAAGAAAAUUUUAAGGUUUACUGUCAGUGAACUUAAUUAAGAACAAGUAAUUAUGGCAUUCAUCUCUGAUCUAUGAAAGAACUCCAAACACGAUAAUUGGACAUACACAAAGCACGACAUACCUGCCUGUCAUUUUUAUAACAAUAUUCUGACGCGAGAAAUUUAAUAUUUCUUUUCGCAAUUUCCAUUUAACGAAGAAAAAUAAUGAAAGUUUUAUUUUUAUGCGCGAAUGCAUCAUCAAUUUCGACGUGAUCACCCAACGUGAACUCGACUCGACUUUGAUAUGACUCAACUUCGUCACAAUUACAGAAUGAAAGUUUGUCCAAAUUUUGUAGAAAAAUCGAGAAGAACAUUGACAAAAAUUUAUUUCUUGCUCUUAGUAAAUGCACAGAUAUAUCGUUAUAAAAAUCAUAAUUAUUAUUUAUUUGAUGUGGCAAUCGCAAUGGUUAAUAUUCUUUUUAAAUAUAGGAAAACAAGAAAAUCCUAUCUUUGGAAAUAAAGGUGACACGGCCCUGUUAAUCGUGGCGGCGAAGCCGCCAAGAUGCGUGCGCAUCGCAUGAGAUAUCCAAGCGUCGACCCACUCCCCUUUCCCACCCGCCUCUCCGAGAAGUCGCCAUCUUCGUGUUCCAACAGCUGUUCCAAAAAGCGAGCGAACUCCCCAUCGUAAUUGGGUCAUGAAAACUGCGCAAAACCCCGUACGUUCAUAAAAAAUGACGCGCGUUUAUGAAAAAAUACGUGUUCAGUUAUGAAAAAUUUUUGCUCAAUCUAAAUACUAAGUAACAAACAUUGUAUCUAUCUUUGAACCAUGGAUUACCACGAUAAAUGUGUGAUUCGGUAGAGGCAGGCAUUGCGUAUCUGUCAACGAGCUUGACUGGUUCUGCGACGAAAGAGCCGAGCGUUGAUUGGUCGAUUUUGUUUCGACAGGUCAACCUACGGCGCGCAAGUCUCGAAAUACGAAACGAAUGCAGUUGAACGCUAAAACGACAAGUUGUAUGCUUCUGUAUCUUUUCUUUCUCUCUCUUUUCCUUCUUUGACUUCUCUUUGUCCAUAAACAUUGACAAAGUGGCACCUAGCGGAUAUAUGCACCGCUUGGUACCACAUGGCACCGAUAUUAACGUUACGUUCACACCGUUAAAUUCUAACCUCUAAUUUGCUUAGACUCGAUUACGAACGAUUAGAGGAAGUAGAUUAAUAUGAGACAUAGGAGUAUAAACAAGAGUACUUCACUAAAGCAAUAUUUAAUGAAACAAUAAUAAAAAGUUUAUUGGAUACAUAUUACAUAUAUAUUUAUCUGUAUAUAUGAUAUAUAUAUAUAUAUAUAUAUAUUUAUAAAAAAUGUUCAAAAAUAUUGUUGUGGGUAUAUCUGGUGGAGUAGAUAGCGCCGUGACAGCAUUGUUACUUAAAAAGAAAGGAUUCAAUGUUACGGGUGUUUUUAUGAAAAAUUGGGAUAUAUUAAACGAAAAAGGAGUAUGUCUUGCUGAAAAAGAUUAUAAAGAUGCCAAAAAAGUUUGUGAAAAACUUGAUAUUCCAUUAUUUCAAGUGAAUUUUGUCAAGGAAUAUUGGAAUGAUGUUUUUAGCACUCUUUUGGAGAAAUAUCAAUCUGGUUAUACACCAAACCCCGAUAUUUUAUGUAAUAAAAAUAUCAAAUUUGAUAAUUUUAUUCAUCUUGCACAAACUAAAUUUCAUGCAGAUGCAGUAGCAACUGGACAUUAUGUAAGAACUAAUUUUGGAUCCUAUCUUGAAAAUUUUAAACCAUAUACUGAUGUGUUUAUGUUACAAGCAUUAGAUGCUAAUAAAGAUCAAACCUUCUUUCUAUGUCAAGUGUCACAACAGUCGUUAAGGCAUUGUAUGUUUCCACUUGGAGAAUAUUUAAAAAGUGAUGUAAAAAAAAUUGCUAGAGAAGCAGGAUUAACUGAAAUAGCAGAGAAAAAGGAGAGUAUGGGUAUAUGUUUUGUUGGAAAGCGUGAAUUUCAACAUUUUAUCUCCGAGUAUAUAGAAAAUAAAGAUGGAGAUUUUGUUGCUUUUGACAAUGGCAAAGUAAUUGGAAAGCAUCAAGGUAUUCAUCAAUGGACCAUUGGUCAGAGAUGUAAAAUUUCUGGAUUGGAUGAUGCAUAUUUUGUAUUUCAAAAAGAUCUACAAACAAAUGUUAUAAUUGUAGUAAAAGGAACAAAUCAUCCAGCUUUAUACUCGGAUCUUGUAGUUGUUCAAAAUCCACAUUGGAUUGUAAAUGAACCAUUAGAACUAACAGAUAGUGAACGUAUUUUAAUUUGUGAUUUUCGUUUUCAACAUAGAAAGCCACUCAUUAGUUGCAAAGUAAUUAAAACGUUAAAUAAUCAGUUGAUUAUUCAACUUUCCCAACCUUUAAGAGCUAUUACAAAAGGACAAUAUGCUGUUCUAUACUCUGGUCAAAUAUGUUUGGGUAGUGCUGAAAUUAUAUAUCCUGGUCCAUCAUAUUUGGCACUUGGUAAAGAUAUGAAUACAUUAGAAAAAAAUCUAGCAGAACUAGUACAUAGUAAAGUGAAUGCUUACAUUUCUAGCAGUAAUUGUUAAUAUUAGAAUAAUAUCAUUUAUGUAUAAUAACAAUAUUUGUUAAAUAAAUGGAAAUAUACUUGAUAAUUUUAAAUAA
Messenger RNA from Vespula pensylvanica (western yellowjacket), 3375 nucleotides. RefSeq names its product mitochondrial tRNA-specific 2-thiouridylase 1. The transcript is spliced from 9 exons. The record is from RefSeq and is a predicted model, not a curated record. Gene Ontology annotation, molecular function: sulfurtransferase activity. Bases 2085 to 3299 code for a protein of 404 amino acids. Lineage: Eukaryota; Metazoa; Arthropoda; Insecta; Hymenoptera; Vespidae. Gene Ontology annotation, cellular component: mitochondrion. Gene Ontology annotation, biological process: tRNA wobble position uridine thiolation.